Pneumocystis murina B123 is the source of this 1262-nucleotide messenger RNA. RefSeq lists its product as hypothetical. Bases 170 to 1198 code for a protein of 342 amino acids. The transcript is spliced from 3 exons. Gene Ontology annotation, molecular function: metal ion binding; mRNA binding. Lineage: Eukaryota; Fungi; Ascomycota; Pneumocystomycetes; Pneumocystales; Pneumocystaceae. The record is from RefSeq and is a predicted model, not a curated record.
AUUAUUUAGUGAAAAAAAAGCAGAAGAUUGAUUUUUAGGAUUGAAAAAAAGAGAUUAUAAUAAUUGAAAAUAUAAUAAUAUUUGCGAGCCAGGAAUUGGGUAUUACGAUUUGUAAAAGUGAAAUAUUCUAUUUUAAAAUAUAUUUGAACAUAUAUUUUUUAAAAGAAAAAUGCAAUUACUCAGUACGAAUGGGACAUUUUCGAAAUGGUCUACAUCAUGGGAUGAAGGAUGGUUUACAGCAUCAUCAAAGUUUGAACAUCCCUGGAUGGAUGUUCGAGAAGAACAAGCUCGAGAUAUUUUAAAUGAGCCUUUGAAACAUUCAUAUGGUUCUCAAAUAAGUUCAAGUAGCUCGAGUGAUGUAUUAUUUGAGGAACCUUUUUGUUUAAUUGAGUCAAAACAGCGUUCAAAAGUAUUACCAUUAGAAGGAGUAUCACCUUGGUUUGAAUAUGAUUCAUAUAGUUCAGAAUCUAUUAAUCCAAGAGAUGUAUUUUCUUCACAUAUACCGGAUGGAGUGAAUAAUUUAACAUGCAAAACAUCUAUAUAUAAUGAAAAUGCUAUGGGUGCUUUGAUGGCAUCGCCUUUUUCGAAUUUAUCUAAAGGGAUAAAUAUUUUUACACAGUGUAAAUAUCCAGCUAAGCAUCAGGAGUUGCAGACGAAUAAUACAGAUUCAUUGUUGCAAAAAUGUUUCUGCAAUGACACAAAUGAACCUAGUUUGGAUGCUGUGCAUUCGAAAAAAAGCCCGGAAUCAUCUAUUAAAACGGGUUUGUAUAAAACAGAGUUGUGUCGAAAUUGGGAAGAAAAUGGAGAAUGCCGAUAUGGUCUUAAAUGUCAAUUUGCUCAUGGAUAUUCUGAGCUUCGUAAUUUACUUCGACACCCUAAAUAUAAAACGUCUCCAUGUAAGACAUUUAUGGAAAUUGGUUCUUGUCCAUAUGGUCAACGGUGUUGUUUUUCUCAUGUUAAGGAGUUUAUAAAACCAAAAAAAGCAGAUCUAUCACAAUCAUUUGAGAAGACUUCUUCAUCUCAAUCAUCUUUACUUUUUCCACAAUUAUCUAAUGCUUCGAAUCUUAAGAAACAUAAUGAGAAAUCACUUAAUUUAAAACCAUUACAAAUAGCUUCUGAUAGCCAUAUAUCCGGAUUUACUCAUUUGUUUAAUGAUAUUACUUUAUUGGACGAAAUAUCUCCAUUUGUUCUUGAUUAGUUUUCUUUUCCAUCUUUUCUAUUCACUAGAUAUUAUUUUUUUUUGAUACCCUUUAUUUAUAAUU